This is a messenger RNA of Aureobasidium pullulans EXF-150, 915 nucleotides long. RefSeq lists its product as uncharacterized. The transcript has a single exon. Lineage: Eukaryota; Fungi; Ascomycota; Dothideomycetes; Dothideales; Saccotheciaceae. The record is from RefSeq and is a predicted model, not a curated record. Bases 1 to 915 code for a protein of 304 amino acids.
AUGCGUUCCGCCAUUGUUCUCUCUGCCCUUGCUGGUGUUGCUCUCGCCGAGCACAGAUCUCUGAUCGGCCGCGAUGGCACCUGUAAGCCUCAGCCUGCUGGCUCUGGCCCUGUUGCUUCUCCCGACACUGUCGAGGCCUUCUUUGCCAUUCCUGAGCUCCAGACCCUGUCAACAAGCGCUCCCACUCCCGAUGGUUACACUUCUGCCUUCACCGCCUUGAACGCUUCCCUCAACGCCAACAAGUACAUGGGUCUUUGGACUCUUACUUCCUACGACACCAUCGGCUGUGCUUCCCUUUGUGACAAGACCACUGGUUGCGAGGCCUUCAACAUGUACAGCGAGCGCGAUCCCACUCUCGAUCCCAACGCCUCCAACUGUGCCAACCCUGCAUCUCUCACCAACUACAAGUGCACCCUGUGGGGUGCUGGUGUAUCUGCCGACCAGGCCAAGAACUUCGGCCAAUGGAGAGAUAACUUCCAGGUCGUCAUCACUGGCAGCAAUGCAUACAAUAAGGUCCCCGCACCUUGCACUGUCCCUGGCUACGAUGGCCCUACUCAGCUUGGUGGUGCCAUCAACGCCCCCCUCGAUGCCAACCGCCACGACACCUACAUGGGCGUCCGCGUCUACCCCUUCAACGAGGACCAGGAGUACGACCCUACCGCCUGCGCCACUGCUUGCACUUCUCAGACUGCCUACAACAAGGGCCACCCUGCUAAGGAUGGUUCUUACCAGACUUGCCGCUUCUUCAACUCCUGGGUCCAGAGCAAGAACGGUGUUGCUUACGAGGUCCACUGCGGUCUUUACAACCAGACUUGGUCUCCUCAGUACGCCACCAACUACGGUCAAUACCAAGGCAGCAACCGCAUCACUGUCUCCAGAUCUUACAGCUACACUCUUUCCGAGGUUUCUGCUUAA